Messenger RNA from Dissoconium aciculare CBS 342.82, 816 nucleotides. Its product is annotated as 60S ribosomal protein L15. The transcript is spliced from 3 exons. Gene Ontology annotation, cellular component: cytosolic large ribosomal subunit; ribosome. Gene Ontology annotation, biological process: cytoplasmic translation. Lineage: Eukaryota; Fungi; Ascomycota; Dothideomycetes; Mycosphaerellales; Dissoconiaceae. The record is from RefSeq and is a predicted model, not a curated record. The coding region runs from base 1 to 612 and encodes 203 amino acids. Gene Ontology annotation, molecular function: RNA binding; structural constituent of ribosome.
AUGGGUGCUCACAAGUAUCUCGAGGAGUUGCAAAAGAAGAAGCAGUCGGAUGUCAUCCGCUUCUUGCUCCGCGUUCGAUGCUGGGAGCUCCGUCAACUCAACGUUGUCCACCGCGCAUCGCGCCCAUCCCGACCGGACAAGGCACGCCGCCUCGGAUACAAGGCCAAGCAGGGUUAUGUCAUCUACCGUGUGCGUGUGCGCCGUGGAGGUCGCAAGAAGCCUGUGGCCAAGGGUGCCACUUUUGGUAAACCCACCAACCAGGGUGUGAACUCUCUCAAAUACCAACGUUCUCUCGCCUCCACCGCCGAGGAGCGUGUUGGUCGCCGCUGCGCCAACUUGCGAGUCCUCAACAGCUACUGGAUCAACCAGGACAGCACUUACAAAUACUACGAGGUAAUCCUUGUCGACCCUCAGCACAAGGCUAUCCGAAAGGACCCGCGCAUCAACUGGAUCGUCAACCCCGUUCACAAGCACCGCGAGUCUCGCGGCCUCACUUCGACUGGCAAGAAGAGCAGAGGUUUGAACAAGGGUCACCGCUACAACAACACCACUGCUGGUCGUCGUCACACCUGGAAGCGCAACAACACUUUGUCGCUCUGGCGAUACCGGUAGAUGCUCUGCAUCUUGUGGGCAGAAAUCUCAUGGUUGUUACACUUCGGAUUUGUCGCGCAGUCGCGCAGGAGUUGUGGCUGGGUUGUUUCUGCGAGCGCUCUUGCAUGGUUACAUAGGGACAAAAGAUCGAACCACCGUAGAUCAAGUCCAUUUUUCUGGCAGAUCGGUUAUCCGAGAAAUGAAACCAAUGAAUGUCAAAAACGU